CGCAUUGGCCAAUGAGCGUGUUGGCCAUUCCAUCUCACCCACGAGUCCCCGAAGUGCCCAACUCCAUGCCCGUAGCUUCCUACAGUGCCCUUCCUGAGAACAGAGAUACCCAGGUUAACUAUAACGUGAACCUGGUACCCAGACCCGAGUACAACCCCCGGGUCGUGCCCCAGGUAACACCACAGGUCUACAGAACAGUGCCACAGCAAGGCAAAGCGGUCAACUUGGCCGGCCCAUCUUCCAGGUCUAAUGGCGCCUUCCAGGGGUCGCCGGCGACCCAGAGGGCAGCGGCGGUGAUACCCACUGGCAACACCCUGCUGGAAGACGCACAGAUUGGCCAUGUGCUGCGCACUGCGCCUAAAGGAUCUCAUUUUCUGAGGUCAUCUGUUGACCUCUCCAUCCUGGAGUCUCGUCUGCCUAGCAACUACACCAACAUUAGGGAAGACAUUGUUGACACCUUCUCCUGUGACGGCCGGGUGUACGGUUAUUACGCUGACCAGGAGAACGGCUGCCAGAUCUACCAUGUGUGUCUGCCCCUACGACAAUUCUUCCCGGAGAGCUUCACCACAGACACCACCAAAAUAUUCAGCUUUAUAUGUCCAUUCUCAACCAUAUUUGACCAGUCAUCUAUGACCUGCGUGGGCGAGGAGGAGGCUAUACCCUGUGAGAUCGCCGAUAAUUACUACAACUACAACUACAACUUCUUCACUAUGGUCAAGGAAGAAGACGGUAGUGAGCGCUACGCCCAGGUUAACGAGGAUAUCCCCGUCGACCCCGCCGCCAGCCUUCCCUUCUAG
This is a messenger RNA of Cherax quadricarinatus, 797 nucleotides long. RefSeq lists its product as uncharacterized. NCBI's taxonomy places the organism in Eukaryota, Metazoa, Arthropoda, Malacostraca, Decapoda, Parastacidae. Gene Ontology annotation, molecular function: chitin binding. The record is from RefSeq and is a predicted model, not a curated record. Gene Ontology annotation, cellular component: extracellular region.